Molecule: messenger RNA, 7384 nt
Organism: Topomyia yanbarensis
Lineage: Eukaryota; Metazoa; Arthropoda; Insecta; Diptera; Culicidae
Exons: 4
Coding region: 705-6977 (2090 amino acids)
Biological process (GO): DNA integration
Molecular function (GO): zinc ion binding; nucleic acid binding
Source: RefSeq, a predicted model, not a curated record
CAUAUUAUACAAGAAAAUAAUCUAUAGAGGUUUGAAAACUGUUCCAUGUUGAUCCUUCUUGUUUGUAGACUGGAAUGACAUCUGUUAGACUACUUAUGUUUUUGAGUUUUCAAUAAUUUAUCAAACUCAUAUUAAAUUUUAGCAUUUUUUCAAAAAAAUUGCGAUUUUCAUCAAAACCCCCUGUCAACGCAGAAACCGUCGAGCUGGCAACACUGCCUGACAAAGGCAACGCGUCAGAAUCAAAGCAACGCGGCGGCAGUUAAGCGUCGCGUCAAUGUGUGACAGACGUCAUUUGAUGACAGCGGAGAUACAUCACCGAACUGUCAACGACUAGACCACGUUUCAUUUGGCAGUUCUUUUACUCAUCGAAGCUCAGUGUGAACGGCAGCAGAUAGAAAGUGAAAUUAAAAGCAAAAGUUUAAAAGAGAAGUACAGUAAGGUAUAAGUGAAAGUAGAGUGAAAACAGGAAAGAUUUGAAAGGCGGUAAGACAGUAUUAUUUGGCAAAGAGCCACGACUGGCAGCAAGGGCGAAUAAAAGGGUACAGCCCACCAAAUUGUAAGAACAGUUAAAUUUAAUCACGAUUGUAACGCCAACUAACAUAAUUUUAUUAACUUAUAGUUGAAGCUAAAUACAACUUUUACGCUACAAAACGGCCUUUUCCCUUCGCCCUACAACCUCGACAAUCUUCAAAAUUUGAGGUAAGAUGGCCGAACAGACGCCAAUUGGAGAUACAACGGAGUUGGAACAAGAGGAAUCCAAUUGUGUGGCCUGCCAACGUCCGGAUAGUGCGGACAAUAUGGUCCAGUGUGACCAAUGCGACGGAUGGCGGCACUAUACAUGCGCCGGGGUGGAUGCGAGUGUGAUGAACCGGUCAUGGGUGUGCGGUGAUUGCACCUCCAUGCAAGAGGAUGCCAUUUCAUUGAAGAGCGGUUCCAGUCGUGCCAGUGCAGCGUCGGCGCUUUCCGUCUGUAUGAGCCAACUGGUGGAAAGGCAGCAGCUAGAACGAAAACGUGCGGAAAUAGAGCUGCAACGCCGCCAUCUUGAUGAGCAACAAAAACUCAUCGACAAAGUGCUGGAAGGGGAAGAAAAUGGCAGCCAUCGCAGUGGAGUUUCAGCGCGCAGUGCUACCAAUGAAGCGGCUUCACCUACUUCAAGUAAGCGUCUUUCUACUCCACUUCCCCCCGGUGCCCCACUAGCAUCAUCUGUUCGUCGUUCGGUACCGGCGCCGGGUACACCCAGAUCGGUAGCGCCACCGAUGGUAACCAUUCCCCUAGCAGUGUUGAAGCCGUCUGCGUCUCAGUCACCACAGGGAACGAAAUCUGAGGAUGCAUUGUUGGAACUCAGGAACCGAGUGGAGCAAUGCGAAAGGCGAGCAAAACCGACACACGAACAGCUAUCAGCACUACAAGCACAGUUGGAACUGUGCCGCAACCUACUUGAGGGAUUUCAAUCCAGUGCGGAAAUGUGCGAACGAGUCGGACAACCGGAAGCAAGCAGUACAGUGACGGAGCAGCUACCAAAGCCAGCGGCAAACCAGCCGCGCAUGGAGAAGCAGACUGUCCCGGAGGACGAACGAAUUCGGUCUAAAAAUGGUUCCGAAGCUGAAGCAGUAGGUGGAAUCGACCCAAUGAAUCGUCGCUGGCCUGUGAGGGAACCGGUAAGCCAUACUAGUUUGGCAGCGGUAAGUCAAACAAUCGCAGCAACGGAAAGCAAUCCAAGCUAUAUGGAACCCCCAGGUAAGCGUCAAGCCUUGAGUAAUUAUUCAAUAAAUGCAAACGAAUACACCUCUCAAUAUUGCCCCACGACCAAUAUGUAUGAAAUUUCCCGUGAACAGUCGCGAAAUUUCGCGCAUCCGGGAAAUAGUAAAAUGCCUCCUGAAGUUCCCCGCGAGCAGCAGCAAGUUUUUCACGCGCGCCCGGGUGUAACACAAAUACUAACUCUGCCCAAGAGUCAAUAUAAGAAUAAAACCGAUGAACGAAUGCGUGAUUCCCCCACAUACCCGGUUGAAUUCAAUAAAUUUCCCCUGCCCCCUCGUCUGUCAGAAAAUGUGUAUCAAGACCAAGUGAUUCCCCCUCGAGCUCCAGGAGGUCCAACGCAGCAGCAGCUAGCAGCACGGCAGUCCCUGGCUAAGGAACUUCCCCGAUUCUCUGGAGACCCAGCGGAUUGGCCGAUCUUUAUUUCAAGCUAUCGAUACACAACAGAAGCCUGCGGCUUUUCGGAUGGUGAGAACAUGCUUCGCCUGCAACGAUGUUUGUCUGGUUCUGCGCUUGAAACAGUACGUAGUCGGCUGGUGUUACCAGCAGCGGUUCCCCAAGUGAUCGAGACACUUCGUAUGCGAUUUGGACGUCCUGAGUUGCUGAUCAACGCUCUGCUACGCAAGGUGCGAGACAUCCCAGCACCACGGUCCGACAGAUUGGAAGGUCUCAUCGAUUUCGGGAUGGCGGUGCAAGCGUUAUGCGACCACAUCGAAGCGGCGAACGAACGCGCUCAUUUAUCGAAUCCUUCACUACUACAGGAACUCGUUGCGAAGCUUCCCGCAGAUCAAAGGAUGAUGUGGGCAGGAUAUAAGCGUAGUUUUCAAGUCGUCGAUUUAAAAACCUUCGGCGAUUACAUGACGUCGGUGGUGCAGGACGCGUCGAGCGUAGUAACCUUCGAACCUGAGUCCAGAAGGAACAACCCACGCGAUCGUCCAAAGAACAAAGCGUUCGUGAACACUCACGCGAUGGAAGGAGCAGUCAGUUCUGUACGAUCAAUAAAUGUGCCAACCGGCGCAGCGAAACAGUUUGACUGCGCACACUGUAGCAAAACUGGUCAUCGAGUGCGCGAGUGUAUUGCAUUUAAAGCGUUGCACGUCGACGACCGCUGGAGAAGAGUCCGAGCUUUAGGUCUUUGUCAGAAUUGUCUAUUCAGCCAUGGACGCAGGGCGUGUCGGAUUCGUAGUAGUUGUGACAUCGAGGGUUGUCAGUUCCGCCAUCAUCCACUGCUUCACUCUCUACGUGGGCCUCCAAAGGCUCCAGCAUCGAAUGCAUUAGUGGCGGAGAAUCACACCCACCGUCUUCUGACUUCGUCGACGCUGUUUCGGAUAAUUCCCGUGAUCCUACAUGGAAGCGACGUCUCGAUUGAUACCUUUGCAUUCUUGGACGAGGGAUCAGAUCUGACACUAAUGGAACAUGAUCUGGCUGUAUCGUUGGGUUUGAAAGGUAGCCCUCAGCCUUUGUGUCUACGCUGGACGGGAAACACUUCCCGCAUGGAAAAGGAAUCGCAACGCAUCACUUUCGAGAUCGCAGGUGAAGGACAGCACAAACGGCACAAGAUAGUGAACGCAAGAACGGUUCAAUGUCUCAAUCUGCCGAGUCAGAGUUUCCAGGUGGAAGAAGCAGCGACAAAACACGCGCACCUUAGGGGGAUUCCGGUUAGCAGCUACCAUAACGCAAAGCCUAAGAUCCUCAUAGGAAUCGACAACCUACGACUUGCGCUACCACUUAAAGUAAGAGAGGGCGAUGGUACCGGUCCUAUAGCUGCGAGAACCAGAUUGGGCUGGUGUGUCUACGGCCCGCGAGAAAGCGGUGACACAGAAGCUUAUAAUUUCCACGUAAGCAGAUGCGAUUGCGACGAAGAACUUCACGAUACGGUGAAGCAGUUUUUUGCCAUCGAAGAAGCAGGCGUGCGCCCGUCAAACAUUCCAAUGUCUAAGGAAGAACAACGAGCGCUAACUAUCCUGGAAACUACAACCCGACGAGUAGAGAACCGUUUCGAAACGGGUUUGUUGUGGAAAGAAGACAAUGUAGAAUUCCCGAACAGCUACACGAUGGCGGUACGUCGUCUAGAAUGUCUCGAACGCAGAAUGGAUCGCGAUCCGCUGCUAAAAGAGAACCUCCAUCGACAGAUGUGCGAAUACGAGGCAAAGGGUUACGCGCACAGGGCUACGAAAGCGGAGAUAGAUGCAGCGGACCCAAGAAGGGUAUGGUACCUCCCGGUGGGAGCGGUAAUAAACCCUAAGAAACCAGGAAAGGUCCGAGUUAUUUGGGAUGCAGCCGCCAAAGUCGAUGGAGUCUCACUUAACAGCGCUCUUCUCAAAGGUCCGGAUCAACUCUCGUCACUUCCAGCCGUGCUAUUCCGCUUUCGACAGUAUGGGGUGGCGGUCAGCUCGGAUAUUCAGGAAAUGUUCCACCAAAUCCGUAUCCGAGAGGCAGAUAAGAAUUCCCAGCGCUUCUUGUGGCGCGCUUGUCCAUCGGAGAAACCUACGAUCUACUUGAUGGAUGUCGCUACCUUCGGGAGCACCUGUUCGCCAGCUUCGGCACAAUUCGUCAAAAAUCGGAACGCAGUACAGCACGCUGAACUGUUUCCUGAGGCAUCGAAAGCGAUCGUCCACGAUCACUACGUUGACGAUUACCUGUCGAGUUUCGGAUCCGCAGAAGAGGCAACAAAGGUAGCAAACGACGUGCGAUACAUUCACGGCCAAGGAGGCUUCAAAUUGCACAACUGGCGGUCAAAUAGCAGCACGGUCCUCGAGCAACUGGGCGAAGUACCAGAUGGAACUGAGAAGCAACUGAACCUGAUCGACGGGUCGACAACCGAGAGAGUGCUCGGUAUGCUUUGGAGCCCAUCAUCCGAUGAACUGAGUUUCUCUACUCAAAUGAGCGACGAGGUACAAACACUGAUUCGCAUGGUAACCCGACCGACGAAGAGGCAGAUUCUACGUUGCGUCAUGACGUUGUUUGAUCCACUGGGGUUACUCUCGCCGUUUAUCAUCCACGGAAAGGUCUUGAUCCAGGACCUGUGGCGCGAAGGCACGGAUUGGGACGAACAAGUAGGCGAUUUAGUCUAUGCGAAGUGGCAGAGGUGGAUCGAGAUGAUCAACCAUAUCGCAGAGAUCCGAAUUCCCAGAUUGCAGCUUAGUAGCGGCAAAAUCAAAGGUCGCCCCCUGAAACCGUGGUCUAUUCCCAGGCUGGAACUGCAGGCGUGUGUACUGGGCGUACGGUGGUCAAAAUUUGUCAAGGAAAACCUCGACGUCCCGGUUUCCAAAACGGUUUUCUGGACCGAUUCCAGAACGGCGCUAUCCUGGAUUAAUGCCGACCCUCGAAACUAUCGACAGUUCGUGUCCUGUAGAGUAGGUGAGAUACUUGAGCAUACUUCGGUAAGUGACUGGAGAUGGGUGCCUUCCAAAUCCAAUCCAGCGGACGAAGCAACGAAAUGGGGUAGUGGACCGUACUUCAACCACGACAGCAAGUGGUUCCAAGGACCGCAUUUCCUGAAUCUCCUGGAAGCAGAUUGGACCUGUCGCAAAGAACCGGUGAUGGUUACCGUGGAAGAAAUGCGUGUAUCGACACUACAUCACAGUUCGUUUGAACCAACGAUCGAUUUCGACCGAUUCUCUUCCUGGGACAGGUUGCAACGUGCGACCGCAUACGUUCUCCGUUUUCUGCACAAUGUAUCGAAGAAACAGCCGCGAUAUAGUGGACAGCUGCAACAGUCGGAGCUGAAGGCUGCUGAAGAAGUCAUCUUCAAGUUGGUGCAACGUGAACAAUACCGGGACGAAGUUGCAGCGCUGUCAAACAAAGCGCCCAAUGAGACCGGUCAAGAAGUCAUCGGGAAAAACAGUUGCAUCUACCAAAUGAUGCCGAAGCUGGACGAGAAGGGUUUGCUACGUGAACAGGGUCGAAUCGCGGCAGUUAAGAACGUCGCCUACAACGUGCGCCAUCCCGUGAUUCUACCGAGAAGGCAUCGCGUCACGGAACUUCUGGUGCAUCGAUUCCACCGCAACUUUCGCCAUGGCAAUGCUGAAACGGUCGUUAACGAAGUUCGACAAUUGUACGCUAUCCCGAGGCUUCGAUUGGUGGUCAAGAAAGUGGGCAGAGAAUGCCCGUCCUGCAAAAUACGGCGAACCAGACCAAUGAUCCCUCCAAUGGCACCACUGCCAUCUGCCCGCUUAGCCCAUCACGAGCGAGCUUUCACCUACACAGGGGUGGAUUAUUUCGGACCAUUGCUGGUGAAGUUGGGGCGAUCCAAUGUAAAGCGAUGGGUCGCACUGUUCACCUGCCUAACGAUUCGUGCCGUACACCUAGAAAUCGCCUACACACUAUCAACAGAGUCCUGUAUUUCGUGCGUCCGCCGAUUCGUUGGACGGCGCGGGCCACCUGCCGAGUUUUUCAGCGACAACGGAACGAAUUUCCAAGGAGCCGAUCGAGUACUGCAGCACCAGAUAAGCCAGGGACUGUCCGCAACGUUUACCAGUGCAAACACGAAGUGGAACUUCAUACCACCAGGAGCGCCACACAUGGGCGGAGCGUGGGAACGCCUAGUACAGUCCGUUAAAGCUGCAAUGAAAGAAGCGUAUUCCGAGGGGAAGCUUGACGACGAGGGGUUGCAGACGUUGGUCGUGGAGGCUGAAAGUAUCGUAAACUCAAGGCCUCUGACGUAUCUGCCAUUGGAGAGCGAGGAGACCGAGGCACUCACCCCGAACCACUUCCUGUUGCUAAGUUCGAACGGAAUAAAGCAAACAAACGACAAAGAUGCAGGACCGAGACAGUUCAGCGAAUCAGUUCGGUGUCGAAUCCUGGGGGAUUCCUGGGAGCACAUCCAGCAUCAGUUAAAAGUCUUCUGGGGGCGCUGGUUGCUGGAAUAUCUGCCCGUGAUCCGCCGGCAACCGAAGUGGUUCAGCGAGACACCAUCACUGGAACCAGGCGACCUAGUGAUGGUCGCUGAUCCGACGAGACGGAGUGGAUGGGAGCGAGGGCGAAUAGUCCGCCUGAAGCAGCAUGCGGACGGUAGAAAUCGACGAGCGGUCGUGAAGAUAGGCGACAAGACUUGUAUUCGACCGGUGACGCGGUUGGCUUUGCUCGACGUCAAGAAGAGUGGAGCUCCGGCGGACUCCGGACUACACCCGGGGGAGACUGUCAACGCAGAAACCGUCGAGCUGGCAACACUGCCUGACAAAGGCAACGCGUCAGAAUCAAAGCAACGCGGCGGCAGUUAAGCGUCGCGUCAAUGUGUGACAGACGUCAUUUGAUGACAGCGGAGAUACAUCACCGAACUGUCAACGACUAGACCACGUUUCAUUUGGCAGUUCUUUUACUCAUCGAAGCUCAGUGUGAACGGCAGCAGAUAGAAAGUGAAAUUAAAAGCAAAAGUUUAAAAGAGAAGUACAGUAAGGUAUAAGUGAAAGUAGAGUGAAAACAGGAAAGAUUUGAAAGGCGGUAAGACAGUAUUAUUUGGCAAAGAGCCACGACUGGCAGCAAGGGCGAAUAAAAGGGUACAGCCCACCAAAUUGUAAGAACAGUUAAAUUUAAUCACGAUUGUAACGCCAACUAACAUAAUUUUAUUAACUUAUAGUUGAAGCUAAAUACAACUUUUACGCUACAAAACGGCCUUUUCCCUUCGCCC